AACUUCCUCUGUAACAGACACAGACCAACAAUAGCGGACUGUCUGCUUCGUCAGCGAAGUCGUCAAAAGAUGCCGUGUGUCUGGGCUCUGUUUCCUGUGCUGGCGAUGACUUUGUCCUCAGCACAGAAUCUGCUCGGGGACAGAUCACCACAGUCAUGCCGGUGUGACCAGGAUCUGGACUGUACCUGCUCCCACUCUGGACUCAGCUCUGUCCCCUCAGUCCCAGACCAAACCCGGACUCUGGACCUGAAUUAUAACCAGAUCACUGAGAUCCACAGUCAGGACCUUGGACCACUAAGGGAACUCCUGGUUCUGAAAAUGCACGCGAACAGACUGUCCCAGAUCGACCCGCAGGCCUUCUCCGGUCUGUGGAAUCUGAAAGAACUGGACCUGUCCCAGAACCUGCUCACUACUCUGGACCAUCGCUGGUUCAACAAGCUGGGGGCGCUAGAGAGCCUCAAACUGCACAGCAACCUGUACAAAUGCCUUGGCUCUCCUCCUCCCUUCCAGACCCUGGUCAGACUGCGUGUCCUGAGCUUUGGAGGAGAGUCGUUGGAGGAAAUCCGAGUCUCUGACCUGAGGGGAGUGGGAGGACUGAAGCAGCUGCUUGUCGAUGCCAACAACCUUAAAAGGUACGAUUCCGGGGCCCUUGCUCAAAUCUGGCCCUUGGACCAUGUGACCCUCGGCCUUCACUCUCCAUUUUUGUUGAACCAGACUCUGGCCUCUGCUGUGCUCCAUGAUGUUUCAUAUCCACAAACUCAUCUCACACUGGAUAAUAUUUCCAUGAGCACCAACCUCUCCGUCCUGCCAUUCAGAGAAGUGGCCCAGAAAAGAGUCAGACAUAUUUCGUUCCAUAACUCAUAUUUGACAGAUCAGACGACUGUUAGACUUUUGGUGGAGAUAGAUGGAGCACCUAUUACCACACUCUCCGUAAACAACAUCACUCUAAACGGAGUUGGAAGUUGGGAGAAGGCGCAUAAGACUGAUCACAAAAGCCUCGAUGAGAUCUUCAUUAAAGAUAUUGUGGUGCUGAAUGUUUUUGAGUUUAGGUCUUUUUUGCCUCUGGGUUUCAUCCUGGAGUAUCCACGAAAGAUCUCCGUCAUCAACGCUAAGGUGUUUGUGAUGCCAUGUUUCACCGCUUUCCUGUUAAAGAACCUGAUGUUUCUGGACCUGAGUGAAAACCUGCUGACAGACCCCACCCUGACUGAGACCCUGUGUGAAGGAGCCGGGGUGCUCAAGAACCUAAGGGUGCUCAACAUCAGUGCUAAUGCUAUCAAGUCCCUGUCUCUGAUCAGCCGAAUGGUCUCUCAUCUGUCCAAACUGUCUCACUUGGACGUCAGCAGGAACACCUUAAACUCGAUGCCUCCCUCGUGUCCAUGGCCCCAGUCUCUCAGGUUCUUAAACAUGUCCAGAACCAAACUCUCCAACGCCACCUCCUGUCUGCCGCCAACCCUGCAGGUGUUGGAUCUUAGCUAUAAUGACCUGGAGGAGCUCUCUGUCGAGCUUCCUGCCCUGAAAGAGCUUCACCUCUCUGGGAACAAGCUCCUCACACUGCCCCCCGGAAGUCUCUAUCCCAACCUUCAGACCUUGACCAUACAGAUAAAUACACUGAACUUCUUUAGCCAUUCAGACCUCCUCUCUUUUCCUCGUCUCCAAAACUUCCAAGCUGGUCUCAACAAAUUCAUCUGCUCCUGUGAUUUUGUCCCAUUUUUCCACUCUUUAUCCAGUGGAAAAUCAAAUGUAUCUUUAACAGACGAAAUCAACAACUACUUCUGCGACUCCCCUCUCCACCUGCAGGGGACACCUCUUUCCCUCGUGCACCGCUCAUUCCCUGAAUGCCACUAUAUUUUGUUUGUUGCCCUGAGCUGUGGAUUGGUGCUUGUUUUCCUUGUGUGUUUGGGUGCGGUGUUGUGGAAAAUGCAUGCAUUUUGGUAUCUGAAUAUGAUAUUUGUGUGGCUGAAAGCGAAACAUCGAAGGAGGAGGAGAGAGAGGAUGAGGAGGGAGGACAGGGACACAGACAGACUUUUGGUCACAUAUGACGCGUUUGUGUCCUACAGCGAGAGAGACAGCGCCUGGGUGGACAACUACCUAAUUCCAGAGCUCGAACAGACAGAGUCUGGGAAUGGAGGUGUUGAAAUGACAAAGGGAAACUAUGGAACCUUUUGCCAUCAGCCCGUCUCCAUGGAGAGGUCUUCUGAAGAAACCAGAGCAGAGUCCAGUUCAGGGGCCAGUUGGGACACCAGACCAGAGUCCAGUCCCAGACCAGAGCCUCUGAGGCUGUGUCUCCACAGGAGGGACUUUCUCCCCGGGCGCUGGAUCAUGGACAACAUCGUGACGGCCAUCGAGUCCAGCCACAGGACUCUGUUCAUCCUCUCACACAACUUUGUCAAGUCGGACUGGUGCAAGUACGAGCUGGAUUUCACACAUUUCCAGCUGUUGGAGGGAAACUGCAGAGAGGAUGCCGCCAUCUUGGUUCUUCUAGAGCCGCUUCACCAUGACGAUGUGCCCAAGCGCUUCUGUCGCCUUCGGAGACUCCUCAACUCCACCACAUAUCUGCAGUGGCCCCAGGAUCCAGACCAGAGGGACCAGAGGGACCAGUUCUGGACCAGUCUGCGGCAGGCUCUGAGACCAGUUCAAGACCUGGACUAGACCGGGACUAAAUGUGACCUACUGGACCAUAGACUCUUUAUUCAGAGAUAUUUUUAUUUUUGUUUGAUGUUUUACUUUUACAAAUUAUUCAUACACAACACUGUACAACAACUUAGUAUUUUAUUUGCACAAUUAUAGUUCUUAAAGGUGCACUAUAAAAUGUUUUGGGACAGGAUUUACCAUCUUUUGGUUUCCAUGAUAUUACAGGUCAGAUCUGUGACAACUCUGCUCACAGUAAUGCCACAUUGUGGAACAUUUCAAUCAAAUCUUCAUGGAGACAAGCAAUUUUCCAAAGAUGAUGAUAUUUUGAGUGUAAUUUUCCUCUGGUUGUCUUUCCUUUUCCUCUUCCCCUGAAAUAAAACAGUUUACUUCAGCACA
This is a messenger RNA of Boleophthalmus pectinirostris (great blue-spotted mudskipper), 3027 nucleotides long. RefSeq names its product toll-like receptor 2 (gene tlr2). NCBI's taxonomy places the organism in Eukaryota, Metazoa, Chordata, Actinopteri, Gobiiformes, Gobiidae. Gene Ontology annotation, molecular function: protein binding; transmembrane signaling receptor activity; triacyl lipopeptide binding. The coding region runs from base 70 to 2649 and encodes 859 amino acids. The transcript is spliced from 13 exons. Gene Ontology annotation, cellular component: membrane. The record is from RefSeq and is a predicted model, not a curated record. Gene Ontology annotation, biological process: toll-like receptor signaling pathway; immune response; inflammatory response.